Messenger RNA from Capsella rubella, 576 nucleotides. RefSeq lists its product as uncharacterized. The record is from RefSeq and is a predicted model, not a curated record. Lineage: Eukaryota; Viridiplantae; Streptophyta; Magnoliopsida; Brassicales; Brassicaceae. Bases 129 to 281 code for a protein of 50 amino acids. The transcript has a single exon.
UAGGUAUACGGAUACCUGAAAUUGCUAUAAAUUGAGAGGCAGUUCAUGAGCUCUAUAACUACAAGUCUACAAGCAACACUAAAAAAGAAUCCACUAGCAAAUCAGAAACACACAAAGCCACCUUAACAAUGGCAGUCUUGACAGUGAGCCACAACAACAACGGAGAAGGCAGGCUACACGAGUCAACUAAGACUCAGCAGAUUCCUUACUUACAAAAUGGUGGCCAAGAGAACGGAGGAGACGAUGACGACGACGACUGUGACGUUGCUCCCGCGGCUUGAUCAUAUGCAUAUAAUCGUAUGCUCCUACUAUAAACUUAAUUAACAGUCAAUUAAUUAAGUAGUAAUAUUGUGUUUCUUGUCAUUGAACCACACACACACACACACACAGAUAUAUGUAGCUGAAGUACUAGAUUAUGCCUGUACUUUAUCCAUGUCGCAAGCAGGCUUUUAUUAUUUACUAGAUAAACAACAUUUUUGACUAUGGAGUGUUGAGAGACUUAGCUAUUAUAUAUGUAACAAUAUAAUGUAUCGUGUGUCUAUUAUUAAUGAAAAUAAUAUUACAUUAUGUACACAA